Messenger RNA from Striga asiatica, 975 nucleotides. The record is from the annotation of a GenBank genome assembly. Lineage: Eukaryota; Viridiplantae; Streptophyta; Magnoliopsida; Lamiales; Orobanchaceae.
AUGGAGAGUUAUUACACAAAUGAGCAGGCUUUCUUGGAAGAGCUUAUGAGUGUUAGGGAGAUAGAUUUAUCUUACAUCAACGCCAUUAAUGGCUGUCUGAACAGCAAUUAUGCCAAUUUUGUCCCAAAUUCCAACUCCUCAUGUUUCGAAAACAGCUACAACCCUAAUUAUUACCUCGCCCAAAAUCUCAGUAACAACAAUAGCCAUAAUAACAAGAGCUUCACUUGCUCGUCCUACGGCGAGGAGCUCUCCCCACCGGAUUUCACUGCGGACUCUUCCGGCAGCCGGAAUUUCAACGGCAGCCACGCCUUCAGCGGCGGACCGGGCCUGUACUCCGGGAUUCAGAAUAUGGAGAUAGGGGGCCCGUGCAAGGCGGAGCCCCAGCCCUCGGGCUUCAACGUUGAUUUCGGCCCGGCCCAGAUAAAGAGCGCGGGGAAGACGAAGAAAAUCAGCGGCCAGCCGUCCAAGAAUCUCAUGGCCGAGCGCCGCCGGAGGAAGCGCCUCAACGACCGCCUCUCCAUGCUCCGAUCUGUUGUUCCCAAAAUUAGCAAGAUGGAUAGAACAUCAAUACUGGGGGACACCAUAGAUUACAUGAAGGAGCUGAUUGAGAGAAUCAAUGGCCUGCAAAGAGAGAUGCAUUUGGGGUCAAAUCAAUUGAGCUCAAUGUCCAUUUUCAAUGAUGUCAAGCCUAAUGAGAUUGUGGUUAGAAAUUCACCCAAGUUCGAUGUGGAAAGGAGAAAUUCAGACACAAGAAUGGAGAUAUGCUGUGGAGGGAAGCCUGGGUUGUUGCUAUCAACAGUCACCACAUUAGAAGCAUUGGGCCUUGAAAUUCAGCAGUGUGUUAUUAGCUGUUUUAAUGAAUUCUCACUCCAGGCUUCUUGCUCUGAGGAAUUUAAGAAAAGGGCAAUGCUGGACACAGAGGACAUAAGGCAGGCACUGCUGAGAAAUGCUGGAUAUGGGGAAAAAUAUGUGUAA